GGUACGGCGUUGUUGUUUUGGGGGUCGCAGAGCGCAGCCACGUAUCCGUAUAUAUUAUGUGUAUGUAUAUUAUAUAUGUGUGUGUGUAUGUGUGUAUAUGUGUGUAUGGGGAUACAGUCAAACGUCGGUUAUCCGAACAUCAAUUAUCCGAACAAGAUCUCAAGGUCCCGUGAAUAUUUAACGGUAAUUAAUGAGAUCAGAUCAGUUAUCUGAACAAAAUACUCCCCGCUCGUCUCGUUCGGAUAAUCGAGGUUUAACUGUAUAUAUAUGUGUGUGUAUAUGUGUUAUGAUUAUGUGUGCAUUUGUGUGUGUGUGUGUAUGUCACUGUUUCCUGGAACAAUGAUCAUGUUGUCGCCAGCGUAUAUAUGUGUGAUAUUGCUGUAGUGUUUUUUGGAGACAUUUCAGGUGUAACUUACAAUAAUUAUAGAGGUUUUUGAGCGAGACUCCACAGAGCUGAAGCCAUAAACCGAAAAUCGCUAGGCUGCUGCUGAAGAGGGAUGUUGGAAUCGGGAGGCGUGAAGAUGAAGCAGUCAGCUAAGGUCACUCCACGCUGCCGCCGAGGCAUCACGUUAACACCAAGCGCCCUCUGCUGGAUAAAGACGCAAUCGCUUCUCCGUAAUCGUCAACUUCCAAGCAGACCGCUAGUGUCCGUCGUCCACCCGAAGCUCGAAGGUUGUGAUUCAGCAUCCGCGAAGCUCGAAGGUAGUGAUUCAGCAUCCGCGAAGCGCGAAGCUAGCGAGAGCCGUAGAUAGUCCGCCGAGAAAGAAAGCCGAGCGUGAAUUGCACGGGGAGGAGAAUUCCCGUCCGGAUAAGCGCGCGCCGGGAGGAAGCAUCCGGGAAUCUGGCAGGGAAAGCGCGAGCACCGCGGAACAGCGAGGAACGGGGGGGGAUAGCUCCGCGCUUCCGGAUCCCGGAGAGACGGCGCGACGGCCGCGGCAGACGCGAUGAUGUGCCGCAUGUGCGUGAUCGCUGCGGCGACGGAGGUGCGUUGCCGCGGCAACGACGACGACGUCCGCGAGCCGCUGAUGAUGCUGGAGCUGCGGCAGUGGCUCGGACUCGAGUUCUCGUCGUCGUCGUGGCGACCGCAGCUGCCGCGAUGCUCGGAGUGGCGUGAGUGCCGACGCCGCGUCGCCGCGACCCCGGGGUCGUCGAGGAUGCCCCACAUGUGCCCCCUGGCGGCGACGCCCGCCCCGUGCGAGGCCAGCGACAUGACGACUAUACCGGAGACGCGCCCUCUGGCGGCGAGCGGCGGCGAGCGCGGGGUGUCGCAGUCGGAACUGACCGUCGUCAGCAAGAUGGCGCCACCGGUGAAUCGGCGGAUGAACCCGAUGCCAGCGACGGACUACGCGUGGCAGGCGGCGGAGAGGGAGGCGGGGAAGCUGAUUCGCCGUGGCAACGGGGGGAGUGCGGCGCGGCGUCCGAGCACGCUGCUGACGGUCGGCACCGUGAUCCUGACCCUCGCCGUCGCCGUCGUCGGAAUCCUCGCCUUCACCCUCGUCGCCCUCGUCGCCGCCUCCUGGGUCACCUUCUCCGCCGCCUACAAGAUGCUGGAGCAGACGAAACGGCGUUUCCGCGGCAACGAGAACGUCCCGAGCAGCAGCAGCAGCCCCCGUCGCCGCAGCAGUCCGGAGUGUUCCUCCGACGGGCCGACGGUCGACGGCGAUUGGGAGAAGGUCAAGUAGUCGUGUAUUCAAGGUCAUGUAGUCUUGUAUUCAAGGUCAAGUAGUCUUGUCGUUCCCGUGACGAUAUUUGGGCGUUUCGACGAAUUCUUUCGACAUUAGCGAUUAUGUAAAAGCUGUAAAUUACACUUCGCUGCGGACACGACGAGUUACACACACACGCAGAUACUCGUGGCGAACGGUAACACGGUAGAUUGUACAUGUUGUAAUUAAUUUGUAGUCCGUACGGGUCGUGUCUGCAGUCGUUGUGAUAUAUUUAAACUGAUCAGGAGGUCUAAGCUACGGAGUACGUAGUUUACGUUGCAGGCAGUACUAGCGUAGGUUGUUGGUACAAACCAUGGUCAACGGUGUAAAUAAGGACAAUACAUUCGUUUUCGUAAUCGAAUUACGCAUUCGUAGAAAGUUGGGGGGGGGGUUGAAAUAGCAGGUAGGUGCGGUGCGACUUGGGUGUCAAGCCUGCGUCAUAUGUUUACUGUUUGUGAGGGCGUUUUGAUAGUUUUUUUGGGUGUGUUCAUCGAGGUACGGUAACACCUUGGCUAGCUGUAAAGAUCUAUUUGUCAACAGGCGGCGAUAUGGAAGCUAGCUGUUUACUUAUACGUCUACGUGUACAAAUCCUGUAAUUGCCCUGUUUGCGUUGAAAAAAAAACGUAUUUUUUUGUAUUGAA
Molecule: messenger RNA, 2344 nt
Organism: Priapulus caudatus
Lineage: Eukaryota; Metazoa; Priapulida; Priapulimorpha; Priapulimorphida; Priapulidae
Exons: 3
Coding region: 945-1682 (245 amino acids)
Source: RefSeq, a predicted model, not a curated record